Messenger RNA from Necator americanus (New World hookworm), 342 nucleotides. RefSeq lists its product as uncharacterized. The transcript has a single exon. The record is from RefSeq and is a predicted model, not a curated record. The coding region runs from base 1 to 342 and encodes 113 amino acids. NCBI's taxonomy places the organism in Eukaryota, Metazoa, Nematoda, Chromadorea, Rhabditida, Ancylostomatidae.
AUGGAGAUGCGGAUGUUGAGGUGGACGAUAGGUGUAACGCUAAAAGACGAAGUAUUAAACGACACUGAACGAUCCAUCUUCGGCGUCGUCCAGAUAACUGAAAAGAUUACAGAGGCGCGACUAAGAUGGUUUGGUCACGUAUUGCAGCGAGAGGAAAAUUCUGUUGCCAAAACCGCCCUGAAGCUCGGUGUUUCAGGAGUGAGGUCCCGCGGCAGGCCAGGAAUUCGCUGGUUGGACCGUAUGAGAGAUGCGCGUUUGUGUACGGCUAAUGCGAUGAUUCGAACCAAAUGGAAGACAAGAAGCAGAAAGGCGGACCCUGCAACAACGCUGGACAAACGCUAG